UAGCUACACAUAUAACUCUUUCGAUGUCUUUACACUGGGUGUCUUUCCCGGUGGAUCUUUAGUAUUUAUGGCAAAUUUGGCCUGUCAGCGGUUGGUCGCCACUACAGACACAAAGACGGAGUGUCAAAUUAUUGGUUGGGGUGCAUUUUUGGUCAAACACAAGUGGUGUGUUUUCCCGUUUUGGACUUCCAUUUUGGGUUUCGAAGAAAUGUGCUUUUAUGUUGACUGAUAUCCGUCUGCGUGCACUGCAGUGGUGCGCAGCUUGGCCAGGAGGGAACACCUGUGUGCCUUCUCUUCUGCUCCCAUAUGAUUACAUUAUGAAUGUUGAGCAGGGAGCGGAUAACCACGAGGCGCAGCGUCUGUCUUCAUUUGUGUGAGAGAACGGGAGAAGGUGCGGCGCGAGCACCACCGGCCCGAAAGCAAGCAUGAAGAGAGCAGCCCUCUUUACCCAGAGCUGAAAUGCUAAGGUUGGAGAGCGAGGGUGCCGGAUUAAAUCAACAGACUGAUUACUUUCAAGUCGCGGGCAGGAAGAGCUGAUUGAGACAACAGCCUUUGUGUGGUUUGAUGCUGCUCCCAGUCCCCAUCCAAAACAAGACCCGUUAGCUGCUAUCCGCAUCUCCCUUCUGCUGUGAGAUUGAAACGUGUGAAGCAGAACCCAGAUGGAGUGGUCACUGGAGGGUGUGAGAGAGAUGGUGGCCGGAGGGAUGCAGUCCGUGAGAGAGUGUGAGAUCUGUGCUUGUGGCACAGUGGUGUGUGUCCUGCUGCUGUUCCUGUGGUACUGCUACAGGGUGGGCCGCGAUCACAGCUCGAGUCCAUUGCGCGGCAGGUAUCUGACCGGUUCGAGCAGGAUUGGAGGGGUGGUGGGGGGCUUCAUCGGCUCAGACUGUCGUAAUCGAGGCAAAGGGAAAUCCGGCUCCAUGUUAGAGGAGCAGAACGGCUUUGCUUUCUGCCAGUCGUCCGAGUGUUUCCGCUGCACCAGCGCCGGAGAAAGUCUGAACCAGAGGCUCUACCACAGCCUGCAGGAAUACGCCAAACGCUACACCUGGUCGGGUAUGGGCAGGGUGCACAAAGGAGUACGCGACCAAGGUCGAUACCUUAACACCCGACCAACCAUCCAGCGGCCUGAGGUCUUCUUCCUACCUGAUCUACCGUCAGCUCCUUUCUUCUCCAGGGAAAUUCAAAGACACGAUGUGGAAUUCCUGGAGCAGAGCUUCCCCGCCCUUUUGGCUGAGUUUGAGACGAUCUACAAUCAACCACCCGCCCGCAGCGGCUCCCCCCUGCCACCGGGUUGGAAAGCCAACUCCACUCCUCGUGGCCAAUGGUGGACUUACUACCUGGUCAACCAAGGCACCCCACUGGUACUUAAUGUCAGGAGGUGUCCACGGGCCUGGAGGGUGUUGGGCCAGCUGCGUACUUUCAUCGCCAACAACGUGUUCGGAAACGCCUGCUUCUCUGUGCUGUCGCCGGGAGCUCUAAUCACUGAACAUUAUGGUCCGACAAACGUGCGGCUGCGCUGCCACCUGGGUCUCAGAGUGCCCCCCUCAUGUGAGCUUGUAGUUGGUGGAGAGCCCCAGUGCUGGUCGGAGGGCAGCUGUCUGCUUUUUGAUGACUCUUUCCUCCACAGGGCCUUCCACGAGGGGGGUCCAGAAGACGGCCUCAGAGUGGUGUUCAUGGUGGACCUCUGGCACCCCAAUGUGGCCGCCGCUGAAAGACAAGCCUUAGACUACAUCUUCACUCCAGGCCGCUUGGAAGAGAAGGAAGUCAAAUAGGUGAACGGAUGUGAAGCAUCGUAUCCAAGCAAGAGGUAGAAGCCUGUGUGAGUGUGUGCCAGAGAACAAAUGUCACAUUCACUGUGUGCACAUCUGAGAAGCUGCACAAAUAUUAGCCUCAUGUCGUGUCAAACGACCGCAUUUAACAGCACAUUCACCAUUUACUUAUAAUGAGUGCCAGCUGUAUUUUGGACCGUGACAAUUGUUUUCGGAUUUUUAUUUAUUUAUUGCCUUGAUAGAUCGUCACAAAGGAUUUGAAAUAAAACAAUCAGCAUUAUUGUAAGAGGUUUUACAAAAAUCUGGUAUUUUUAAUACUAAUGUCCAUCGACUGCAGACUCCAGGCUGUCAUUGACUCCAAAGUAAAACCUCUUAAAUUACAGUAGGCUUUGUGACAUCUGGAAUGUUUUAGUUCAAAUCCAUUGCCGUGUCUUUGUUCACACAAAACACUUCUGAAUCUUCAGCAUUGGUCAUGCAGAGCAUUGUUUGCUUAUUUUUAAAUACAAAAAUACACAUGAGCUCAUUUGGGAACUUGCCAAAACAGUCCAUUUGGCAUCAAUCUGUAAAGAUGGGCAAUCAGCCACCUGUAGAAUGUAGAAUUGGAGAUUAUUAGGUUUGAUAUUUAACUGAUGAAGCCAAUGUCUAAACUAGAUAUUUGUACCAUUGGUCUCAUCUAAAUAUCUUUGAUAACAGGGGUGCAACACAUCAGUCAUUACGUGAAUGUUUACAUAGCUAAUGCGGCUGAGGUCGCUUAUUGUCCACAGAGUCCCCACCUGCUUGUAAAACAAGACAUGGUCGAAAAGCACAUUUUUUGGGGGGGUGGAGGAUAAUAUGAAUCAAACUGUGGCGAUACAAUGAAGAUGAACAUGUUUUGCUAAAUUUGCUAAACGGUGGUAAUUUGGAUGUAUUUGGUAUUACAUUUGUAUUCUUGUAAAUACAGUAUGUAAGCGUUGAAGUUAAAUUGGGGGUGAAAUGGUUUGAUGUGUUUUGAAAUAACAGUCUUUAAAUGCUUAUAAAUAUCAUGUUGUCUUGAGUUAGUUAAAUUUGCCGGUCCAAACACAAUGUUGGUUGCAAUUGAUAGAUUCUGUAAAAUACUUUUGAAGUUGCUACGCUGCUGUUCUUGAGAGAUUUUAUUUUGUGUUAUGCAUGACCUGCAAGCAUUCAUCAAUACGUUUAUAUAACCCGAAUCCAAAUUAUCACCCAUCAUACUGGAUUCGUGCUGUUUAAAAGGGACUUUUUUUCUCUCUUUUUGCACAUGAAAAGUAAUCUCAAGCAGCUUCGCGUGAUGUUUGCGAACUAACACCGAUGUUUACAAUGUGUAAGAACAAUGACACUCACAUUGAGCUGUCUGUUUUUAAUUUUUGAUUUGGGGAUGACUGUCGUCAAUAUGAAGAAGAGCAUAAUUAUCAAAGCUCAUUCUUUAGACUUCAUGGUUUAACAAAAUUGUUUCCAUUUGGAUUGAGGACAGUGCCAAACUAACUCGCUUGUAGUGGCUUCAGCGACCUCUGCUGUUUGAAGUGAUAAUUACAGGACACUGGUGCCUACUGCUGUUGCCACCCAGUUCCUUUGUGGCAAGGAACUGCAAAGAGAAACUAUUUAAAGGACUUUGACAUGUUGAGAUGAUAUUUUGUAAUGUUAUAGUAUAGCAUUCUGAGCUUUCUGACUGAUUUAGCAGGGGAUGUUGUGUAAUGCUUGUGCGUAGAGAGACAAUUGACAGUGCCUUCAGAAGUCUUUACAAACUACUUUUGAAAUUAAGUAUUUCUUACCAUGUUAUUGUGUGAUGAGUUAUAACCUACAACAGUUUAGUCGGAAUAUCAACCAUCCGUGAACCAUCAAUGUUGUGUUUUCUUUUUUUUUUUAAUGCUAUUGUAUUAUAUAUAUUCCGGUUAUGUUGCUUCCUUGCGUCAAUUUUCAAGUGUUUCUGCACAUUUAAUAAAUGGUCAACAAUA
This is a messenger RNA of Hippocampus zosterae (dwarf seahorse), 3715 nucleotides long. RefSeq names its product aspartate beta-hydroxylase domain containing 2 (gene asphd2). Lineage: Eukaryota; Metazoa; Chordata; Actinopteri; Syngnathiformes; Syngnathidae. The transcript has 4 exons. The record is from RefSeq and is a predicted model, not a curated record. Bases 660 to 1769 code for a protein of 369 amino acids.